UCAGACUCUUGUAGAGGGAACCGAGCUGGUUUGAAUGGAUUUUUGAUGGAACCACUAACUUUGAGCAGCCACUUCACACCAGCACAACCAUUUAACUGAUUGCUUUCCCAACUAUAGUUUAAAGGAUUUUUCUGAAAAAAAACAAAUCACCUGAGGCAGAAGUCAGACAUCACCGGCGCAGUGUGCGUGUGAAUAGUAACAUCAUUAAGAGCCUAUCAACUCUACUUUAACAUUACAGCAAAACAGAGGCAGAAGUGCUCAAAUAUACCGCGAUGCUUUGACAGUCACAGUAAGGGAAGGUCAUAGUAUUUCUCAGUGUUCCUAAUGGAGAAUGAGACGUCAGCAGCCUCAGGCUAUGUUCCACAUUAUCUUCUUCGAGGAGAUCCCUUUGCAUCCAAGCUGUCUAAGGAAGCCGACAUAGUGGCUGCGUUGUACAUCCUUAUUGUUGGUAUCUUGGGUGCCACUGGAAAUGGUUAUGUCAUCUAUAAGACCAUCACACGAAAAAACAAGUUAAAGCCGCCAGAGUUCAUGACACUGAAUCUCGCUGUACUUGACUUUGGCAUAUCAGUCUUUGGAAAGCCAUUUUUCCUGGUGUCUAGUUUUUCUCACCGUUGGCUCUUCGGCUGGGUCGGGUGCCGCUUCUAUGGCUGGACCGGCUUUUUCUUCGGAUGUGGAAGUCUCAUAACGAUGACAAUCGUCAGCUUAGACCGCUACUUGAAAAUCUGUCAUUUAAGAUAUGGAACAUGGUUCAAGCGGAGCCACGCUAUUCUCCUUGUGCUGUUCACUUGGUUUUACGGUGCAUUCUGGGCCACCAUGCCUCUGUUGGGAUGGGGUAACUAUGCACCCGAACCGUUUGGCACGUCCUGUACUCUGGACUGGUGGCUGGCCCAGGCCUCGGUGUCCGGACAGAGCUUUGUUAUGUGCAUGCUCAUCUUCUGCCUUGUCCUCCCCACCGGCAUUAUCGUCUUCUCUUAUGUCAUGAUCAUAUUCAAGGUGAAGUCAUCAGCUAAAGAAAUCUCUCAUUUUGACACACGGAAUAAGAACAACAACAACCUGGAAAUGAAGUUGACUAAGGUGGCGAUGUUGAUCUGUGCAGGAUUUUUAAUAGCUUGGAUCCCUUAUGCUGUGGUGUCAGUGGUGUCUGCUUUUGGAGAGCCUGAUACAGUGCCUAUUACAAUAUCCGUUGUACCAACUCUGCUUGCCAAAUCUGCUGCCAUGUACAAUCCAAUCAUCUAUCAGGUCAUCGACUGCAAAAAGAAAUGUGCAGAGUCUUUCUGCUUUCAAUCUUGGAAUAAAAAAAGGAAAAAUUACACGUCCUCGAGGUUCUACACCAUCCCUGCAUCCCUGAAGGAGACACCAGCUCAUGAAGUUCAAAUGGAGAUAUAAGGAAAUAACCGAAACUCACAACAGGCUUGUGAAAGGACACUGCGCAACAUUCAUUAUGAUCCUACAAUUCAGACAUCAAUGAUUUCCAUCCUUAACUUCACUGAUGUAAUCCACUAUACUGCUCUCAAUAGAAGAAUUAAGAGGUAAAGAUGUGUAUUUUUAUCAUUUGUAUAAUUAUUUUAAGUUAAAGCACUGCAUAUUUACAGAACCACAAAACAAAUCAAUAGAGGAACUGCUUCAAAUAGCUAAUGUACAGUAGUAUGACAGAUCAAAACAAAUGCUAGUCUCUGUUCAGUAUAACAUGGCUCAUUAAUAUUUUUAUACACUGAGUAAACAUAAUGAAAACUGACCACACACAUCAGCAUGUUUAUUUACACAUAUACAACUGAAAAUAUGUCUGUACUUUGUGACACUGGAUAUAGCACUUAUGUAUUGAAAGCCUUUUGCGUUAGCAUUGAGAAGCUGGGUCAUGUGCAAUGAUUAUACAUACAGUAUCAUUUUAAAGGUAUCUCCAAAAUUCAGUAUGUAAUCUUGAGGAUUUUUAAACAUAUGAUCUUUUUAAACGUAUUAGUUCUUAAUAAGCCACAUAAAAGCUGACAGUCCCUUUACUGUCAAAUGUUAACGUAUAUGGUACAGAUAAGUUGUUGAGAGUGUGCGGAUGAAAGUUUCUAAAACAUACAACAGAGAUUUUAGCUAAUGGAAGUCGUGAAGCAAUACAAGCACAAGGUUAAGGGUACAUUUUCUUGAAAAUAACUGAGAGACCCACUUACCUCUACAAAUUGGAUCUCCAAGGGCUUUUAGUGAACUUGUACUCCAUCAUGUAAUCUGUUUAAGAACCUUGUAUGAACACUCAGGCCCGGUUUUAUUGAUAAGGCUUAGGUCUAGUCCUAGACCAAAAUAAGACAUUGUCCUCACAAUUUGCACUGACAUCUUAAUGUUAUUGUUUUGUCUCAUGAUGCACACCACAGAUGCUAUUUUUCUAAGGCACAUUUAUAACAGCUAUUUUAAUAUCUUUAUUUAACUAAAGCUUACUUCUGGCCUAAUCUAAGCCUUGUCUAUAAAAAACAAGUCACAGUGUAUUAGAUCCCAUUGACAAACAGUAGAAUAAACUUUGUUGUGAGACCACUUAAAGUCCCUAUGAAAUGAAAACUGACAAUUUUUACUUUUUAAUGAAAUAGUGCAUUGUUUAUUAUAAACAAU
This is a messenger RNA of Misgurnus anguillicaudatus (oriental weatherfish), 2586 nucleotides long. It is a transcript of the gene opn5, whose product is annotated as opsin 5. Gene Ontology annotation, molecular function: G protein-coupled receptor activity. Gene Ontology annotation, biological process: G protein-coupled receptor signaling pathway. Lineage: Eukaryota; Metazoa; Chordata; Actinopteri; Cypriniformes; Cobitidae. The record is from RefSeq and is a predicted model, not a curated record. Gene Ontology annotation, cellular component: membrane.